This is a messenger RNA of Larimichthys crocea (large yellow croaker), 2719 nucleotides long. RefSeq names its product retention in endoplasmic reticulum sorting receptor 1 (gene rer1). The coding region runs from base 191 to 778 and encodes 195 amino acids. Gene Ontology annotation, biological process: protein retention in ER lumen; retrograde vesicle-mediated transport, Golgi to endoplasmic reticulum. The transcript has 7 exons. Gene Ontology annotation, cellular component: Golgi membrane. NCBI's taxonomy places the organism in Eukaryota, Metazoa, Chordata, Actinopteri, Sciaenidae. The record is from RefSeq and is a predicted model, not a curated record.
CCUGUGUUCCUCCAUUGUCCACUGGCCGCAGUGUCUCAGCACAUCGCUCCGUUUUCGGAGCUCGAUUAUCCCGCCUGCGCUAUGUUCGAAUCCUCGCGGAAGUACUGACGUGUUCACACCAGCUUGCACGAGAGGUAGCUAGUUUAGCUAGCUAGGUAGAGCCGGGUAGUGACACAGCGGCCGUUUCAGAAUGUCAGAAGGGGACAGUGUUGGGGAGUCAAUCCAUGGGAAACCAUCUGUAGUCGCUGCCUUUUUCACACGGAUUGGACAGAUCUACCAGUCAUGGCUAGACAAGUCCACGCCAUUCUAUGCAGUGCGAUGGGCAGCCACUCUACUACUCACUGCUGUCUACAUGAUCAGAGUGUACAUACUACAGGGUUGGUAUAUAGUAACAUACGCUUUGGGAAUCUACCAUCUCAACCUGUUCAUUGCUUUUCUAUCGCCAAAAGUGGAUCCUUCACUGCUUGACGAAGACGAGGGCCCAUCCCUUCCUACCAAGCAGAAUGAGGAGUUCCGCCCUUUCAUCAGGAGGUUGCCUGAGUUCAAAUUCUGGCAUUCGGCGACGAAAGGCAUCGUCAUCGCCAUGAUUUGCACAUUUUUUGAUGCCUUCAAUGUGCCAGUGUUCUGGCCUAUACUUGUAAUGUACUUCAUCAUGCUCUUCUGCAUCACCAUGAAGCGGCAGAUCAAGCACAUGGUCAAGUACAGAUACCUACCCUUCACACAUGGGAAGAGAACAUACAAAGGCAAGGAAGAGACAGGGAAAACUUUUGCUAGUUAAAAACUCCCACCUACCCUUCCCCUCCUUCUCAUUUGAAAUUUAUUUGUCACAGCUAGUGGAGAGUAACCAGGGUUUGAGAUUUAUUUUCUUUUUUUGUAAGCAGGACAGUAACAUGAAAACAUAACAUGACAAAAACGAGUUUUGAUCCAUGGUUCAAAUUGUUGGAUGAGGAUAUGAGCAGCAUGGAUCAAAUUAUUGCCUUUGUCUAUUAAGGGGUAGGAUUUUUUUUCUUUUAAUGACCACAAUCCUCAUUUUAGGAUUGGUCUGCAUUUUUCAGUAGUAGGUGAGACUCAUUGUUGCCUUUUGCCUUUUUAACCCCAUGGGGUAAGUAUAAAGUCAUCCGAAGGAACCACACUGAAAAUAAAUUGCAGUGAAAUUUGUGUUUUUUUGUUUUGUUUUUUCCCCUAUGAUGGUGAUUCCAGUACAUGUCCUUCUCCCAAGUGAAACAAAUCUGCCAACUUUUAAUUUAAUAUAUUGGUAUCUACUUAUUUGUAACACGUUAUACAUUGAAAUCAGUAGUAUUAGUAGCAGAAAAAAGACAUGAUUAGAUGUGUAAGAUUAAAUCUGAAGGAAAUCCAACAGUCAUCAUUUAAUUUUUGAGAUACAAGUGUGCGGCUGCUCUGGAUCACAAAUGUCUCAGCCAGAUAUCCUCUGUACUAAAUGCAGACACUAUGGAGAAAUUAGUCACAUUUCACUUGAAUAUGCAUUCAUGACAGGCACAAAAACGCCUAUCGUAAUUCAUCUCUUGAAAUAAAUACACUCAGCACAAAAAUCUUUUGAUGGAUGUUGAAUUGGGAACUGAAUCUCUGUGUUACCUGAUUCUCACUAGCAUAACUAGUGAAGCAAGAUCAAUAUGGUUGAUCAUCAGUGACUUAAUCUGGAUCUCCCAGCCACCCACCUCAUCAUUGAAUGCAUAAUUCAAAGCAAGUGUCACUAACCCCAAGCCAUUUAGUUUCCUGUAGCCUGUAGUCUAACUUUAAAUCAGUUGUUUCUACUUUUGCGUCUUUGUAGUGUUUAACAGAUGGGAUACUGUGUCAUUGACCACCCCGAUAAACCAAAUUUCUUCAUUAUUUUAGGUGACAUUAAGCCUGCAAUAGCAAGUCAAUGAAUUUGCUUUAUCUCAAAAUUUUACACUUGUUAUGUGGAUAAUUAUUUAAAAAUACACAGUGUCUUCGAAGUGCACAACCGGUAGUCAAGGCCAAUUCAUAUUAAGUGCUAAUCUGAGAUAAUAGUCGAGCAAUAACACAUUUACCCCAACAAUAUUCUCUCUUUGAAGCAUUUCCCCAUCUGUGUUUCAAAGGCUGGGGUCCAUUCGAUUUGUGUAGACUAGCUGUUGUAGUCCUUUGUAAUAUGUGUUUACUUUGAAAAGUUAUGGUAAAUAUAGUCAUUCCAAGCAAACUUUUGUUCUCUUUCUUUUGCAGAGGAAACAUAAGAAAACAGAGAUUGAGAGCUUUUAUUAUAACAAAUGGAUGAAGUGGGUGGUGAUCACACUUUCUUUUCUAUAAACCUGUUGAUUUUUUUUUUCUGCAUUUUUAUCAGAAUGCUGGGGAUUAUCUGUCAUUACUAAACUUUGAUCUGCACUGUAGUAAGGGAUCAAAACAUUUUCCUGUAAAAAGUUUGUGUUUCAAAGGACUGUCUGGAGGAUUUGUAUAUAUAUAUAUUUUAAAAUAUGAAAUUUUUUUGAGAUUAUUUUAUUUUUUGUUUUUUCUUCGAACCACCGUACUGUUUCCAAGUGUUUAAAUCCAUUUCAAUUGAAAUUGAUGAAAGCAGAAUUGGUUAAUUGGGUUAUAAAUUUAAUGAAUUAAAUACAGAUGUUUCUCAUGGAUUGCAUGUUAUUGUUUUCUUGUGCUACAGUUAUAAACAGAAACUUGAUUUUAAUAACUUAAGUGUAAUUUUUUCACUCCAAAUGCUAUUAAAGAGGCUGUGUCCCUUCAUACAGUA